This is a messenger RNA of Vicia faba (fava bean), 330 nucleotides long. Lineage: Eukaryota; Viridiplantae; Streptophyta; Magnoliopsida; Fabales; Fabaceae. The record is from the annotation of a GenBank genome assembly.
AUGACCAACUUCACUCCCGCCUCAACCAUUCAUCUCCGAGUCGCCCCCGACACUCCGAUCAAGAAUCCAGAACCACAAGAACCACUGACACCAGAGCCAGAAGAGGCACCAGCACCAGCAACAGCAACAGCAACAGCGCCAAAGGAAGCACCGGCGAAAGCGCCACCGAAUUCAAAAUCAAGAAGUUUGAGUGUGAUGAUGGUUCCUAGGCUAAUAGAGGGGAAGGUAAUUUUACCGUCGUUUGCAUGGCACGGGGUGAAAGACGGCGACAUCAUUGAAAUCUUUGAUGGAGUUGUUGAUAACAAUUGCUUAGGUCAUAGAUGUGUUUAG